This is a messenger RNA of Stereum hirsutum FP-91666 SS1, 1431 nucleotides long. RefSeq names its product NAF1-domain-containing protein. The transcript is spliced from 3 exons. Gene Ontology annotation, molecular function: RNA binding. The record is from RefSeq and is a predicted model, not a curated record. NCBI's taxonomy places the organism in Eukaryota, Fungi, Basidiomycota, Agaricomycetes, Russulales, Stereaceae. Gene Ontology annotation, cellular component: sno(s)RNA-containing ribonucleoprotein complex. Gene Ontology annotation, biological process: pseudouridine synthesis; box H/ACA snoRNP assembly; ribosome biogenesis. Bases 1 to 1431 code for a protein of 476 amino acids.
AUGGACGAGGACGACGAUGAAGAAUCUGGUGGACCUACAUCCAAUGCCGUAGUUCGCACCAAGAACGAGCUCGCCAACGACGACAUCAACAUUCCCAAAAUAUCUGAAGUCGGUCCUGACGAGCCCUUGGCAAAAGUAGGCGAGAUCAUGAGCGUCGUGAAUAAUGUCGUCAUUAUUAGGGGUUCUGCGUCUGCCAACCAGCUCAGGGCCAACGAGAAAGCUUUGGAUUCCGAUACGCUGCUUGUCUUUGACGAUCGCAAGGUUAUGGGUUAUAUUUACGAGACUUUUGGGCCGACAUAUCAGCCGCUUUACCAAGUCAAGUACAGUGAAAGCUACCCACUCGACGUGGAGAGGGUCACCGUUGGCCGCGAAAUCUUUCACGUGCCCCACCGAAGCAAGUUCGUCUUUAUGAACGAGUUGAAGCGCUUCAAAGGAAGUGAUGCGAGUAACGUGCAUGAUGAAGAACCUGCAGAGUACGAGCUUGAGUUUUCGGAUGACGAAGAGGAAGCUGCCCACAAAGCGAGGCUGAAAGAGCGCCGUCAAGCCUCACGGGAACCCUCCGUCGUUUCCUCGCGGCAUCCUACGCCGACACCCUCCCUCGCCAAGCAGGACGACGCUUUCAUGGCCGAUUCUCUCUACGGAUCCAACCCGUAUGAUGCCCAUGGCGCAUACGACAUAGACGCCCCGCCUGGCCCGUCUCGAGCUGCUCCUGUCCCAUACGACGACCCGUACUCCGAACAGUACAACGCGCCGCCUGAGAUUCCUGCUCCUUCAAGUCCCGAAAUUCCUGGACCGUCUGGACCAUCGCAUGGCUAUCCUCCCCGCGAGAGCCAGGGCCAGGGCCGAGGCAGAGGACGUGGCAGAGGAGGCAAGCGUUCUGAGGGUGGUGCUUCACGAGGUGGGCGUGAUUUAGACAGUCGUGGCCGACGACGUGAGAAUGGUCGUGGUCGUGGUCGAGAUCGCGGGCGAGGUGGCGCUGGUGGCAGGAACCAAGGUGGAUCAUGGUCGGAGAGCCACCACGGACCUGCACAGCGGUCUGAGUCGGACGAGUAUAACCCAUGGACCCCACAUCCUGUGUCGCCGCCGCCCGUAUCGCCCCAAAGUUACGGUGGUGUAGUUCCCGCCGUGGGCGAUGAUGCUGCAGGCCACAAUAGUGGUGAUGCAUGGUCAUCCUACGACCCUUAUCAGGGAAAUGUUGAUAAUGGAGGGUACGGACAGCAGUUCGUCCAACCACAUAUCAACCCACGGUUUGCUUCGUCGCUUGGGUACAACAUGGGGUACAUGCAGCAGUUCAAUCCGAUGCCUCAGUUCAACCAGUACGGGGGUGGUGGGUACUGGAAUGGGGACAACGGUGGGGCAGGUGACCAGGGAUGGUCUAGUAACUGGAACUAUCCAAAUGGCUCUGGACAGUACGACCAGUCGGGCCAGUAG